Messenger RNA from Elaeis guineensis (African oil palm), 1781 nucleotides. RefSeq names its product CBL-interacting serine/threonine-protein kinase 14. The record is from RefSeq and is a predicted model, not a curated record. Lineage: Eukaryota; Viridiplantae; Streptophyta; Magnoliopsida; Arecales; Arecaceae. Gene Ontology annotation, molecular function: protein serine/threonine kinase activity; ATP binding. Gene Ontology annotation, biological process: protein phosphorylation; signal transduction.
UAAGUCUCCACCGCGCGUCCCACCUAAAUCCAGUUGGCCUUCCCUCCUAAUUUGGGCAAAAAUUUCCCAUCUCCUAUUCUUCUUUUCUGAAAAAAGAAUCGACGCUUUUUAGGAGAAAUCGGCGAAGAGAACAGGGACAGAAAAAAAAAAUCAGAAUUCGGCCGAAACGAUGCCGGACUCCGGCGGCCGCGUCCCGCCGGACGGCGGCGGUCAUACGCCUACGCCGGCGGCGAAGGUCUUAUUCGGGAAGUACGAGGUGGGCCGCAUCCUCGGCUGCGGCGCCUUCGCCAAGGUCUACCACGCCCGCACCGCCGGCACCGGCCAGAGCGUAGCCAUCAAGUGCAUCAGCAAGCACAAAGUCCUCCGCGGCGGCCUCGCGGGCAACGUCCGCCGUGAGAUCGCAGCCAUGCGCCGCCUCCGUCACCCGCACGUCGUCCGCCUCUACGAGGUCCUCGCCUCCCGCUCCAAGAUCUACUUCGUCCUCGAGUUCGCCAAGGGCGGCGAGCUCUUCGCCCGCAUCUCCGCCCACGGCCGCCUCCCCGAGGACGCCGCCCGCCGCCUCUUCCACCAGCUUGUCUCCGCCAUCGCCUUCUGCCACGCCCGCGGCGUCUUCCACCGCGACCUCAAGCCGGAGAACCUCCUUCUCGACGACCAGGGCGAUCUCAAGGUCUCCGAUUUUGGCCUCAGCGCCGUCGUCUCCACCGCCAACGCCGACCGCCUCUUCCAGACCCUCUGCGGCACGCCGGCGUACGUCGCGCCGGAGAUCCUUUCCAAGAGAGGCUACGAUGGCGCCAAGGUCGAUAUUUGGUCCUGCGGCGUCAUCCUCUUCGUCCUCGCCGCUGGCUAUCUCCCCUUCAACGAUCCCAACUUGAUGAAUCUCUACCGCAAGAUCUACCGCGGCUUCUUCCGAUGCCCCCGGUGGAUCUCGCCGGAGCUCCGGCGACUCCUUGGCCGCCUCCUCGACACGAACCCCGAGACCCGGAUCACCGUCGACGGCAUCCUGGUGGACCCCUGGUUCCGGACGGGGCUCGAGGAGGACCGGUUUUUGGCCAUGACGCGGUUCCGCGAGGACGUCGACGCGCGAAUCUCAAAGAUGGACCAGCUGCCGGCGGCAUGCAUGGAGGAGGAGCGGGAGCUUAACGCGUUCGAUAUAAUAUCCUUCUCGACCGGGUUCGACCUCUCCGGGCUCUUCGACGCGGCGGUGGAUCGGGAGAGGUUCGUGUCGGCAGAACCGCCGGAAAUGAUUCUGUGCCGCGUCGAGGAGGUGGGCAGGGCGGAGGGGCUGGUGGUGCGGCGGAGGAAGGGGAAGCCUGGUGGCGGCGGCGGCGGAGGGGCCGCGGUCGAGGAUGGGACCGGGAAUAUGGUAGUUUGGGUCGAAGUGUAUCGGCUGAACCGGGAGCUGGUGGUGGUCGAGGUCGAGAUCGGGCGCGAGGGGGAGGGGAACUGGGAGUUCUGGAGGGAGAAGCUCGGACCGGCUCUGAAGGGCGGGUCGGUUAGUGAACCGCAGAGUCCGGUUUCGUGUUCGUCGGGUUGGUCGUCGGACCGGGUUUCUUCGUUUGACCCGUGGGACGAAACCGAUUCGAAUAACCUCGCCGGGGAUAAUAAUUCCGGCAGUGAGUGUUGAUUUAACACAUAUGUAUGUAUGUAUGUUUACUGUUGUAUGUAUAAAAUUAUAAAAGUAACUAAUGUUCCCCGGGUAACUUUAUUUAGUUACUUUUGGUUACCCGGUAAUCAAAGGUUAGCAGAUUUGGGGCAAUUCUUAAAUUAAAGAUUUUUUAUAA